This is a messenger RNA of Spodoptera exigua (beet armyworm), 4264 nucleotides long. The record is from the annotation of a GenBank genome assembly. Lineage: Eukaryota; Metazoa; Arthropoda; Insecta; Lepidoptera; Noctuidae.
AUGGAUGUUGGCGAGGGCGGGGGCCCAAAACCCCCGGCCCCAAAAAAACAUAAACUUAAAGACUUGGACGAUGGCGGCGGGGGUAAGGAAAGUGAUUUUUUACCCUAUCUAAAACCCGGAUACAAAAGACUUUAUCCAGAAAAUUCUUCAAAUUUGGAGUUCAAAGUUUACGUGCAGGGUGAAAAAAUUGGCAAUAAAAGUCCAACCUUUUUAAAUCAUAUAUUUGUAAAUGAGGUAAAAGGUGUAGUAGCGAUUCGUAGAAUCAAUGCUAACAAGAUUGCGGUGGUGUUCAAGCAGUAUAAUACUGCUAAUAAUUUUAUAAGUAACUCUUCAUUUCUGGAGAAGUACAACUUUAAGGCGUUCAUACCAGCGGCAGACAUAGAAAGAACAGGAAUUAUCCGAUACGUACCCACAAACUUAUCUAACAAGGAGCUUUACUCAAAGCUAGAGUCGGAGUAUGAAAUAAUUGCAGUCCGACGAUUCACCAAAAAGGCAAAAAUGGUAGUAAACGCGCCGGAUUCGCCUGUUCAGGCUGAAGUAAUUUUUGUGAUAGAGGUUACGGCAGCAAACGGCGCGUAUAUAGGCGAACUUAAAACAAACUAUAUAAUUCCAACAUUAGAAUAUUUCCAUGGAGGUGCUUUAGAAGAAGGAGGUGGUAAUGGAUCGGUUUAUGCAAUAGUUACGUAUAAAACAUCUGAUGUACACCCUGGCAUACCUGUUGGUACCUUCGGACCCUUUACAUGUCCUCAAACAGUAUUGGAGACCGUUGACAAAAUUCAGUUUGUUGGAGGUCAUAUAGAAAGCAGAGCAUGUAUGACAGAAGCGUUGGCGACGGCGUUAGAUUGUUUCGACGACCUUGGCCGCACUGACCUGCCUAUGCACUUGUUGCUACUCUGCUGUUCACCGCCCUACUCAGCAUAUGGCGGAGGCCUGGUACCACCCGGCGCCCCCGCGACAAUGGAGCAAGCGGCGCGUAUGUUGGCAGAGCGCGGCGUCCAAGUAUCAAUAGCGUCAGCUCGCCGCUUCCAACAACUGCAUGCGUUGUACGAAAACGCUGGCGGAGAACUACAUCAAGCACAACAAAGAAAUUAUGCUAAGGAUCCCCGUCACUUGGUGCUGCUACGUGGCUACAGCCUGAAAGAGAGACCUCCAAGCCCCGCACCACCACCGGUUCCCGACAUACAAGCUGAUGUCUAUGGUCAAGGGCGAGGUCAAGCAGGGCCGGCUCGACCGGGGGCGCCGAACUUCCCUCGGCCCGCGGUCGCCGCCGCCACUGGGGUGGGACCCGUUGGUAAUGUGGCGGGAGUACCCGGGGUUGCCGGAGUCGGCACGGCCGCAUGCGGUCGCGGCGCAGGCAACUGGCUGGCGCCGCCCCGCGGGCCGCUCUACGCCAACAACUCCGCGCUACUCACGCAGCUCGCGCAGCCCUCCUACCCGCCCCCGCCGCCCCCUCCCGCGCAGCUCGCGCAGCCCUCCUACCCGCCCCCGCCGCCCCCUCCCGCGCAGCUCGCGCAGCCCUCCUACCCGCCCCCGCCGCCCCCUCCCGCGCAGCUCGCGCAGCCCUCCUACCCGCCCCCGCCGCCCCCUCCCGCGCAGCUCGCGCAGCCCUCCUACCCGCCCCCGCCGCCCCCUCCCGCGCAGACUGGUCACCAACGUAUGCCGACGAUGGUGACCCCGGGCCCGUCCGGUACUCAGCUGCAACGCUCCUACAUCUGGAGCGGAGUCAUCGAGUGGAUGGAAAAGGGGAAGACCGCCGGAGAUCAGAAAACUACCAAACAUUUGCCAUGCCAGGUAUCAGCAAGCACGAAGGACAUAGAGCCUGAGCUGAAGGUGGACACGUGGCCGAGUAAGCUGCUGAUGCAGCUGAUGCCGAAGCAGUUGAUCAGCAACAUCGGCGGGCAGUACCUCAAGGACAGCAAGUCGGUGCUAUUCCACCUACAGCCCAGUGAAGCUCUGGACUCCUUGACCAAGGUCAUGGUCAACGGCUUUGCGGGUUGUGUACACUUCUCCCCAAUGCCGACACCACCGCAGUGUGACAUCAAAGUAUUAAUAUUGUUAUACACUCCGGAUAAAAAGGCCUACCUUGGCUUCAUACCCAACAAUCAAGCUACAUUCGUCGAUCGACUUAGAAAAGUGAUUCAACAGCAAAAGAUCAGUCAGAUCAUCAACAAACAGCAGUUACCAGCCGCCGUCAGCAACGCUGGGGGCAUGGCGCAAAAUAUGCCAAACGCCACCAUGGCCGGUUCUGGUGCAAUGCCGACCGCAGGAAUGUCGUCAGGUGGGAUGGGGUCGGGUAUGUCCGCGGGCAUGCAGUCUGUGCCCGUGGGCAACGUGCCAGGCGUGGGCAACGUGGGCAACGUGGGACAAAUGUCUGGGCCUGGACCGAGCCAGGGUAUGGUGCAGUCACAGAUGCAACAACACCCACAGGGCAUGAUGAUAGGCGGUGCAAUAGGGCAACAGGUACAACAGGUGGGUGGCAAAGGACCCCGGCCGGUUACCCAAUUGGAUGGCCUUGAGGCCGCUCGCCAGCAGAACUUGGAGAAAAUACAACAUCUACAACAGACCCUGGAGGCGGCUCAUCAACAGGAAGCUCAGUUCAAGUCGCAGAUGGACAUCAUGUCCCACCUACAUGCAGCCCAACAGCAGGAACAGCAUUAUAAACAGCUCGAGGAGCAACGCAAACACCAGUUGCAACAACAGCUACAGCAACAGUUGCGUGGUGCAGGUGGCGCCGCCCACCCUCCGCGCAUCAUCAGGCCCCUGCUGCCUUCCAACCCUGGACUGCGACAUCUGCUGCAGCAGCAGCCGCAAUACAGACCGGGGGGCGGAGCACCCAGGCCGGCGUCGCAGCCCCAGCAGUUUGAUGACGUUAACAAUUAUUCCGACUUCAUAUAGACCUCGACACCGCAUGUGUGGGCUACUUUUGAUGAUAUUGAUUGAUUCUGCUAAUUAUAAAGAACCCGCUAAGCCGUUAUACAAAAGUAACUUAUUGUUUUGGUCUUCAUUGGAUAUCAAUUUUUGGUUACAACGUGAAUCUCAAUAUGUAUUGUUAUAUUUUCAGAUAGGCUGUUCAUAUAAUUAUACAUUUGUACACAAAAUAUAAAAUUUAAAUUUUAAGUUGAAAUAAUUGUAUUUUCUUAACGAUGUCAAGCAAAUCCCCCACACAUGCAUUUAAUAGAAUCUAACAUUAUGAAGUUUUUAUAAAUAAAAAAAAAACAAAAAGAAAACAGAUUUUUUGUCUGUACUGGGUUACUUUGCUUUGCGGUAUAGACGCUACAAUAUUAUUGUACUCUGUUCAUUUUAGACAAAAAUAUAGUUCAUAGAUGCUAUUCGAUUGAAUACUAACUCCUGCCACGCGGUUUCACCCGCAGCUAGGCUCCUAUUAAUCGUAGGGUGAUGUUUUACACCUUAUAGCACUCAGGAAUAUUCGAAAUUUCAUAGUAUAGGAAUAAGUGAAAGAAUUUUGGAAAUUCGGCUAGCGACUCCAAAGAUUUCCCCCUACAUACAAACUUACAUAUUAUACCUCUUUGUAAUAUAAGUAGAGAAAUAGAUAUUUUUAUGCAAUAAUAUAAUUGUUCUAUCGAUAUUUUAUUAAUUUUUUUCAUCAUAAGCUAUCUUUCUCUUUUAUAUUUCGAAAAUUUUAUUACUUUAUUUAAAUACAUUUAUCUUCCUUACAUUUGUCAUUGUGUCCAUCGGUUUUUCUCGUUGAUAUAUAUAGUUAUAUUUAUUUAUUUGAGACUUCAUGCAUAAAACACUGUACAUAGGCGGAAUGCAAUAAGCAUUCUCUACCAGUCUACCUUUGGGUGAUGCAGAGAUAAUCUAGUGUCAGGUGCAAGAAGCAAGCAAAUUCAAUUCAAUUCAAUUUAUGAUUUUAAUAUUCUAAUAAGGAAUAAAGUUCCUAAAGAUUGAACGUAAAAAAAGAAAACUGGAUUGUUUUAAUAAUACUUUUUAAUACUUACAAGAAUUCUGUUAUGUUUAAGUACCUAAUAACAACACCCCGUUUUAAGUCUUAAAAUGAGCAGAGUACACGAAUUUCGUCAUGUAAAAUAAUUCCAAAUAAUUAUGUAUGUUUAUAAAUAUAAAAUAUAAUUCUGCAAUCAAAUGAAUUAUAUGAAUCUAUUGUAUUAUUGUAAUUUUCCUACUUGUAUAGUUAUAUAUAUAAUUAUAUAAUUAAUAAAUAUGUGACUGAUAGAUUAAUUCGUUUUAGCUAUACGUAUAUCACGAAGGCGUGAGAUUUUGUACAGUAUUUGUACAUAUUGUUACA